AUGAGCUCCGGGUAUGAUCUACCAGACAACUGUGACUUUGGGAUAUAUGUUUAUGGUGCUCCAAUAUCACCUCAAGGAUUACAGCCUGCACAACAGCUACAGUUGUGGAAUGAGAUAGAUGAUGCUUGUUCGUCUUUUCUGUCCAUUGAUUCCCAGCCUCAGGCAUCCAAUGCACUGGAGGAGCUUUGCUUUGUGAUUAUGGGAAUGCUACCAAAGCCUCAGGAACAAGAUGAAAAAGAUAAUACUAAAAGGUUCUUAUUUCAUUAUUCGAAGACACAGAAGUUGGGCAAUUCAAAUGUUGUGUCAUCUGUUGUGCAUCCGUUGCUGCAGCUCGUUCCUCACCUGCAUGAGAGAAGAAUGAAGAGAUUCAGAGUGGACGAAGAAUUCCAAAGUCCCUUUGCAAGUCAAAGUCGGGGAUAUUUUUUAUUCAGGCCACGGAACGGAAGAAGGUCAGCAGGGUUCAUUUAAAAUGGUAUG
This is a messenger RNA of Mandrillus leucophaeus (drill), 477 nucleotides long. It is a transcript of the gene NMU, whose product is annotated as neuromedin U. The record is from RefSeq and is a predicted model, not a curated record. Gene Ontology annotation, molecular function: neuromedin U receptor binding. The transcript is spliced from 9 exons. NCBI's taxonomy places the organism in Eukaryota, Metazoa, Chordata, Mammalia, Primates, Cercopithecidae. Gene Ontology annotation, biological process: regulation of smooth muscle contraction. The coding region runs from base 1 to 468 and encodes 155 amino acids.